Molecule: messenger RNA, 393 nt
Organism: Cooperia oncophora
Lineage: Eukaryota; Metazoa; Nematoda; Chromadorea; Rhabditida; Trichostrongylidae
Source: the annotation of a GenBank genome assembly
AUGAAGGCACUGAUGAACGACUUGCAUUGCGAGUUCGGAUUCGACUGGCACAGGAAAUGGUUUCAAAGCUCUCUACGAAAUUCGGCCUGCUGCCAAGGAGGACAUCCUAAGGAGGACAUCCCUACGCAUGAAACAAAAGAACCUCGUGGCGAUGGAGCCUAUCGAUGCGGUCGGCGAAUCAGAGCCAGUGCUACAACUCCUACUGGCUACGUGAUGUCGCCUAAUUAUCCUAUCAAGUACAACAAGGAUGUGCAUUGCGAUUGGGAAAUUGUUGCAAGAGAUGGAUAUAAGAUUCUUCUUACUAUGGUUAAAAUGGAAAUUGAGGGCGAAAUGUCCGCGACGACUGCAAGCUGUCAGAAGGUGGGAAGUCUUCAAGCUCACUGCUUUCUUUAG